Henningerozyma blattae CBS 6284 is the source of this 2670-nucleotide messenger RNA. RefSeq names its product Nan1p (gene NAN1). The record is from RefSeq and is a predicted model, not a curated record. Gene Ontology annotation, cellular component: nucleolus. Lineage: Eukaryota; Fungi; Ascomycota; Saccharomycetes; Saccharomycetales; Saccharomycetaceae. Gene Ontology annotation, molecular function: RNA binding; protein binding. The coding region runs from base 1 to 2670 and encodes 889 amino acids. Gene Ontology annotation, biological process: positive regulation of transcription by RNA polymerase I; positive regulation of rRNA processing. The transcript has a single exon.
AUGACCAAAAUACACCAAAGUUAUAACUUAUCUGUAGUUUCUGGUGGUAAGCCAACCCUCCCUAACAGUAACAACAGUUCCUGUUCUAAAAAAACUGUUACAUGUUUAACUCCAGACCAAGCUAACUAUAUUGUACCUUUCAAUAACCAAAUCAAAAUAUAUUCUAUCGAUACUAGACAGUGUAUAAAGACAGUGAAAUAUGCAAAUAAUGAAAUUUUAUCCAAAAUUUUUAAAGAUGUUAAUAACUUAAUUUCCUAUAUUGCAUUAGGUGAUAUCACUGUGGAGGAUAGAGGAAAGUGGGAUCCAAAUAAGAUGAUUACUAUCUUGACUACAAAGGGUAAUGUUGUUGUUCUUAAUUAUAAAGGUAAAUUGUCUCAGGACUUAGUGACAUACAAAUUAUCCUUUGAAAAAUCAGGAGAGGAAAUUUUGAAAAUGUUCGAAGAUAAAUCACAAAACUUCUUCAAAUUGUUAACAAAAUCGCCAAUGGAAAAAGAUGACUCUUUAUUUCAUUAUAAAUUAUAUAAUUUUUAUCCAUCAAAACAGGAAAGUGAAAGAUUAGUCUUAGAUAGGCAAUUUGAAAACGUUAUACUAUCUACUUGGUCAUCAAAUGAAAAAAUGCUCACUGUGAUGACUAGGAAGGAUAGUAAGACUAAAAUGUUUUAUGUUCAAUCAAUUUUUGACGUCUCAGUUAAUGUGGAAUUCCCACUAUCUAAAUUUGUUACCACUUCUAAGGAUAAGAAAUCUUCUACUUAUACCUCACCAAUUGCAAGAUACGUAUCUGCCAUGGCUAUUGAUGACAAUGGUUUACAAUUAGCGCUUGGGUUUGCCUCUGGUGUCAUCCAUGUUAUUGCAUUAGAUGUUUUACAGACAAGAAUUUUGAAAUGGCAUAUCGAUACAGUUCUUUCUUUAUCAUUUAAUCAAGAUGGUACAUACUUGUUAUCGGGUGGUUGGGAAAAGGUUCUUAUUUUCUGGCAAUUGUCAACAAACAUGCAACAAUUCUUACCUCGUUUAAAUGGUAUAAUAAUAGAUUCUGAUGUUGUUUGUAACAAUAAAUAUUAUGCAUUAACAUUACAAUUGACUGAAAAUACUUCAAACUCUGAUUACCAAUUACUACUAUUAAAUUCAUCUGACUUAAUUUCAAAAUUAUCUAUAAAUGGUCCUCUACCGGUAUUUCAUUCAACUGUUAAGGAUACUAUUCCACCACUAUCUGCAUUUUCCACAAAAAAUUCUACUGCUGGUAAUAAAAUAAACUCAUUAAAGAAAAACAAAGGAAAAAAUAUACAUAGAACUAAACAGGAUUACACAACUUGUGCCGACAUUAAUCCUAUUAGCAAACAGAUAUACUUCCCUCAUGUAUCAUCUAUUCAAGCCUAUGAUUUUUAUAAGAAUGAACAAGUAUCUUAUCAAUACUUAUCCUCUGCAGUUAAUAAUAGUAUGGGUAAAGUUAGAUCUGAAUUAAAUAUCAAAGAACCAGUCCUUAUGAACGUUAAAUUUACUAAAAAUGGUACAUGGAUGAUUACUUAUGAAGUUGAAUAUCCACCAGAUAAUUUAUUAUCAUCUAAAGAAUUAACCCAUGUUAUAAAGUUUUGGUCAAAGAACGAUGAUCCAAGCAGUACUGAAUGGUUCCUAAAAACAAAAGUUAUUAAUCCACAUGGUAAAAGUGUACCAAUUACAAAUAUCCUAGCCAGUCCUAGUGUAGUUAACAAUGGUAACGCAUUCUUAACUUCUGAUAAUAUGGGUGGGUUGAAAUAUUGGUCAUUCGAAGAAUAUGAAAAAAACUGGUGUCUAACAAAACUAUUGAUCGGGAAUUUUAACCUAUUUAACAAUUCUGUUUCUAUGGCAUGGUCAAAGGAUGGUAGUUUAAUAUUCCAUUCAUUUUACGAUAAAUUAAUCAUCUUAGAUUUUGAUAGUUUCAAGAAAAUAGAAAGUGAAGACGACAGUAAAUUUAUUAAUGAAUUUACAUUAGAUUCAGAAAUUCAAGCUAUCAAAAUGUCUCAGGAAUCAAAACUAAUAAUUGCUACACGUACAACUAUUUGUAUUUUAGAUUUACUAGAAUCUAAAAUAAUUAGCAGUUUUGAUAUUUAUCCAUAUGUUAAAGGUAUUUACAAGAAUGGUAAUUUCAACAGAUUAUUAAGUUGCAAUGAAAAUACAGGUGAAAUUGCUUUAGUAAUUAAUGAACAAUUAAAGGAUGACAAUGGUGAAAAUUCUUUGAGAUAUAGAUCAAGAGUUAUUGUAUUCAACUCCACUCUAACAGACAAAUUAGGAGUACUGACUCAUAAUGAAUAUAUAUCAUGGAUUGGCUGGAAUUAUUCUAAUGACUUCGUUUUUAUCGAUACUAGUUCCAGAUUAGGUACUGUCAGCACAGCUGUUAAAACAGAAAUGCUAGAUGAGAUUAAUAGAGAAGGUAUUUUCGAUGGGCUAUCCAAUUCAUUUGCAACUGAACUACAAAAAUUGUCAAAGGCUGCUAAUAGUUCUGUUUUUAUUGAAAAUAAUAAAAAGAAUGCUAAAAACAUUGAAGAUGAUGACGAUGAAGACAUAGCAUUAGAUUUUAUCAACGGCCAAAAGAGUGAUAAAAUAAUAAAUAUGAAUACUUUUAUAGGAAUGUUUGAUAACCUACAAAACGUAGAAAUGGAUGCAUUCUUCGACCGUGUGACGAGAAUCAUUACUUAG